AUGCGAGGCUGUUUACGAUUGGGAUUAUCCUCUCAUGUCUUCUUGGCCUUGCUACUUCUGGAUCAAUGGGACCUCCUUGUUGUGCGUCGCGCUCCCAUUCUCUCCAAAGAUCGGCUACGGUUGGAUCGGGGUUCAAAUGGAUUGAAGGUCGUUGAUGAAAUUGAUCGUUUGGCAACACGAAGUCAUAUGUUCCUCCAAGUCCGGGCAGGUCUUCGGCGUAGCUUACAUUGUAUACCGGAAUGGAUCCAACGAAAAGCUGGUUGUAGAGGUUGUUUAUCUCGCCGCUUGCCUCCUCAUCGGAAAUGUGAAUUGCACGGAGUUGAGGUUGUGUCUGGCCGUGAUCGGUUGGUACUUUGUUAUGCGCAAAAUGCCAAACGUGUCAACAAAUCAAGGCGGAGCAUAGAGUACCCGGCGGAUUACUACAAAGUUUACCUAUACCUCAAUGGAAAUGGGAUUCAAUAUCAAUGGAUUUCAUUACCGGACUACCAGUAG
This is a messenger RNA of Microthlaspi erraticum, 492 nucleotides long. The record is from the annotation of a GenBank genome assembly. NCBI's taxonomy places the organism in Eukaryota, Viridiplantae, Streptophyta, Magnoliopsida, Brassicales, Brassicaceae.